UUUUAACCUAUAUCUUUUUUACGCCGACUACCGCCGUGGCGCCGUUCCCCGUGGCCCGUACACUUUACGAUCGCCGAAGUUACGAAUUUCAUCGUCUCCGUCGUUUACCACAUUUUUCCAUUGCCGUCGCACGUUUCGUGUCCAACAGACUUAAAAAUGCGUUACGUGGCUGCAUAUCUCUUAGCUUCCUUCAGUGGAAAAGAACCAACCAGUGAUGAAAUUGAAAAAAUCCUUAGUUCCGUUGGUAUUGAAUCUGACUCUGCCAAAGUUAGUCUCAUUGUUAAAGAACUGAAAGGAAAGAAUGUUGAUGAUGUUAUCGAGAGUGGCAGGUCUAAAUUAGCCAGCGUACCUACUGGUGCAGCCGUAGCAGCUCCUGCUGCAGCUGGAGCAGCAGCACCAGCAGCUGCUGAAGAAAAAGCCUCCAAAAAAGAGGAAAAGAAAGAAGAAUCCGAUAAUGAAUCUGAUGAUGAUAUGGGCUUUGGACUGUUCAACUAAGAUUAAAAUAUUCUGCUGGAUUUUUUUUGUAUUUCAAAAACUGAUGGUUCAAUAAAACAAAUAUUUUAAUUUUUUA
Molecule: messenger RNA, 571 nt
Organism: Metopolophium dirhodum (rose-grain aphid)
Lineage: Eukaryota; Metazoa; Arthropoda; Insecta; Hemiptera; Aphididae
Product: large ribosomal subunit protein P2-like
Exons: 5
Coding region: 157-495 (112 amino acids)
Biological process (GO): cytoplasmic translational elongation
Cellular component (GO): cytosolic large ribosomal subunit; ribosome
Molecular function (GO): structural constituent of ribosome
Source: RefSeq, a predicted model, not a curated record